AUGCUGAAACCAACGAAAACUCACAAGAUAAUAAUUCUAACGUAUCUGCUAUACAAACACAAUCCUUAUCUGCUUCUAGCUACGGCUAAAAUAAUUAUGUAUGACUCUCACAAUAACCCAUUUAAAACUACUAUUCUGCUAGACAACGGUUCCCAAAACUCAUUUGUUUCACAAGAACUAGUAAAUAAACUACAAUUGAAAACGUUUGAAAAAACACUGCAAAUUUCCGGCAUAUCACAAACAGUAUCAACCACAAAUAAAAUGGUUCAUUUAAAAUUCUUUCCACAUUCCAAUCCGAUCAAACACUUUGAAAUACCUUGUGCAGUAUUGCCAAAAAUUACUUGCAAAUUACCACAAGUAAAAAUUAACGUAAGCCAGCUACAUCUGCCUACUGAUAUUAUUCUAGCUAAUCCAGAAUUUAACAUACCAUCGGAGAUUCACAUUCUAGUUGGGGCCGAUUUAUAUUACAAACUUCUUACACCAGGUAUCAUAGAUCUCGGUAAAAAAUUACCUAGUUUACAAAAUACUAGCUUAGGCUGGAUAAUUGCUGGAACUAUUCCAAACAGUGCUUCUUUUAAUUCCGUGAAUAUUCAAAAUAAUGAUUCCGUGUUUACAAGCUGUAAUCAUAUUUCUAUAUCGAACAAAGACCUAAGUUCAUCUCUUUCUAAAUUUUGGGAACAGGAGGAAAUUCCUUCUAAGAGUAUUCUCUCGUCUGACGACGAACUAGCGGAAACUAUUUUUCAAAAUUCCACACAAAUUCUGGAAAACGGCAGGUUCCAAGUCAAUUUCCCGUUGAAAUCUGAAAAAGAACACCAUAAACUCGGUGAAUCAUUUCUGAUAGCUAAAAGGCGAUUUCUCUCGCUCGAAAAUAGAAUCCAUAAAAAUCCAGAAUUAAUUUUUGAAUAUAGUAAAUUUAUUUCUGAAUAUGUAAACUUGGGACAUGCAAAAUAUGUCACUCUUAACCUCACUAAUUCAAAAAACGAAUUAAAAUAUUUUAUCCCACACUUAUGCGUAAUUCGUGAACAAAGUAUAUCUACAAAACUUCGUGUUGUCUUUGAUUCUAGUUGCCCUACCUCAACAGGUGUUUCUUUAAAUGAUAUAACUUUGAAAGGGUACCAGGUGCCACCAGAUCUAUUCGAUAUUCUUUGCCGUUUCAGCCUAAAUAAGUUUGCGAUAACUUCUGACGUACAAAAAAUGUUUCGUCAAAUUUCUAUAAACACAGAACAUCGUUUUUUACAAAAUAAAUUAUGGCGAGAAAAUCCUCAACAACCCCUGCAGUGCAUUGAGUUAUCAACUCUAACUUAUGGUUGCAAUUUCUCUCCGUUUGUAGCGACAAGAGUAUUGCAAGAGAUUGCAAAUAAUAAUAGUUCCAAUUUCUCUUUAGCGGCAAACGCCCUCAUAUCCGAAACUUACAUGGAUGAUAUAAUUUCAGGUACAAAUUCUGAACAUGAAUUGAUAAAAUUAAUUCAAGAAUUAAAAAUUUUAUUAGGAAAUCACGGGUUUAAUUUACAUAAGUGGGCCUCAAAUAACUCAAACGUUCUCGCUGAAAUUUCUGAUUCAAACAAUUCUUCCUUCUUACAAAAUCCUGAAAAAUACAUUAGUCUUGAUUUAGAAAAUUCUCAAAAUAAAUUUCUAGGCCUAAAUUGGAUCCCAGCUUCUGAUAAUUUGAACAUUUCUGUCCCCACUACCUUUUCAAUAUUCCCCGCAACCAAGAGAAAAAUUCUCUCAACCAUAUCGCGAUGUUUCGAUCCUCUUGGACUUUAUAAUCCCAUAAUAUUGUCUGGAAAACUUUUGGUCAAACAAUUAUGGCAAGCUAAACUUGACUGGGACACAGAGAUAUCAGAUCCAGUCAUAUUGGAAAAAUGGCAUACAUUCGUAAACAAUCUUCCUAAGCUAUCUCAAUUAACUAUUCCAAGAUUCAUUUUUUUGGACAAAUCUAUCAAUCUCAUCGAAAUGCAUGGUUUCUCAGACGCGAGUCUGAAAGCUUUUGGCGCAUGCGUGUAUUUACGAACCAUUUAUUCUGACAAUUCUGUUUCCUGUAAUUUAAUUUCGGCAAAAUCGCGUGUAUCCCCCGUUUCUACCACAAUUACACUUCCUCGGCUAGAAUUAUCAGCCAUGCUCCUACUGUCUAAUUUAGUGGACAAAAUUUAUAAAAACUUUCAAACAAAGAUUAAUAUUAUUUCUGUAAAUCUCUGGUCCGACAGCCAGAUCGCUUUAUGCUGGCGCAAUGGUGAACCCAGCCGUUGGACAGUAUUUGUAGGCAACAGAGUUGCUAAAAUUCAAGCCAUAACUAAAGAUCAUUCAUGGAGGUAUGUAAAUACUAUCGAUAAUCCCGCUGAUUUGGUGUCACGUGGCACUAGCGCAAAUAAUUUAAUUUCUAAUAAACUUUGGUGGCAUGGACCGAAAUUUCUAUCAAAUCCCACUCUCGAUUUAUCAAAAUUUGAUAAUUUUGCAUACCCAAACCUUCAUCUUUCUGACAUUCCCGAAACAAAAACUGUCGUCAUGACUACCUCAAUAGAAGAAAAUUUUCUUUUAACUUUAUUUUCUAAAUUUUCCUGUUAUAAGAAGUUGCAAAGAACAAUGGCGUACGUACAUAGGUUCAUCAGAAAUUGUAAGAAUUGA
This is a messenger RNA of Diorhabda sublineata, 2622 nucleotides long. RefSeq lists its product as uncharacterized. The transcript has a single exon. Lineage: Eukaryota; Metazoa; Arthropoda; Insecta; Coleoptera; Chrysomelidae. Bases 1 to 2622 code for a protein of 873 amino acids. The record is from RefSeq and is a predicted model, not a curated record.